Wallemia ichthyophaga EXF-994 is the source of this 441-nucleotide messenger RNA. Its product is annotated as 40S ribosomal protein S14. Gene Ontology annotation, cellular component: ribosome; cytosolic small ribosomal subunit. The coding region runs from base 1 to 441 and encodes 146 amino acids. The record is from RefSeq and is a predicted model, not a curated record. The transcript has 2 exons. Lineage: Eukaryota; Fungi; Basidiomycota; Wallemiomycetes; Wallemiales; Wallemiaceae. Gene Ontology annotation, biological process: ribosomal small subunit assembly; translation; maturation of SSU-rRNA from tricistronic rRNA transcript (SSU-rRNA, 5.8S rRNA, LSU-rRNA). Gene Ontology annotation, molecular function: structural constituent of ribosome; small ribosomal subunit rRNA binding; mRNA 5'-UTR binding.
AUGGCCACCAAAGCAGCAGCAGCAAACACGUCUUUGGGACCACAAGUCGCUGAAGGCGAGCUUGUAUUCGGUGUCGCAAGAAUCUUUGCUUCAUUCAACGACACAUUCGUCCACAUUACCGAUCUCUCUGGAAAGGAAACCGUGACCAGAGUAACUGGUGGUAUGAAGGUCAAGGCUGACAGAGACGAGUCAUCCCCAUACGCUGCCAUGUUGGCGGCACAAGAUGUCGCUGUCCGCUGCAAGGAAGUUGGCAUCAACGCCCUUCACAUCAAGAUCAGAGCCACUGGUGGUACCGCUACCAAGGCUCCAGGUCCAGGUGCCCAAGCAGCUCUCCGUGCUCUCGCUCGUGCAGGUAUGCGUAUCGGUCGUAUCGAGGAUGUCACCCCAGUUCCAUCCGACUCUACUCGUCGUAAGGGUGGUCGUCGUGGUCGUCGUCUCUAG